Molecule: messenger RNA, 3882 nt
Organism: Colossoma macropomum (tambaqui)
Lineage: Eukaryota; Metazoa; Chordata; Actinopteri; Characiformes; Serrasalmidae
Gene: nckap1l
Product: NCK associated protein 1 like
Exons: 31
Coding region: 72-3443 (1123 amino acids)
Biological process (GO): cell morphogenesis; cortical actin cytoskeleton organization; cell projection assembly
Cellular component (GO): SCAR complex
Source: RefSeq, a predicted model, not a curated record
UCUGGUGUCUUUGAGACUUCCUGUGUGAGCAAGUGUUGGAGUCCUUGAGGUUCUUCAGCGCGGACGCAGCCAUGGCCUACCAGCAGAAACUGGCCGAGAAGCUCCUGGUUCUGAAUGACCGCGGUCAGGGGGUUCUCAUCAGGAUGAACCACAUUAAGAAGGCUUGUGCGGAUCCUAAACGAAGGCCGUCGUUUCUCACUGAAAAAUCGAUGGAAAGUGCUGUGAAAUACAUCAACAGAAAAUUCCCCAACAUCGACUUCAGAGGCGGCAGCCAGCAGCUGAGCCUCAUUCAGAAACAGAAAUCUGCAGUUCUGGAAGUUCUGAGCAGCUUCUACGACUCCUUCGUUGACGUGAUGGAGUUCAGAGACCAUGUUUAUGAGUUACUCAACACGAUAGAUGCCUGCCAGUGUUACUUUAACAUUCUUGUGAAUUUUGACUUCACUAAGAACUACUUGGACCUCAUCACCACUUACGCCUCCGUCAUAUUAAUGCUCUCCCGCAUUGAUGAUAAAAAGGCUAUAGUCGGAAUGUAUAACUGCGCACACGAGUUCUCCAACGGAUGCAGUGACCCGUCGUACCCCCGACUCGGACAGAUGAUCGUUGAGUACGAACAUCCUUUAAAAAAGCUUACUGAAGAGUUUGGCCCUCACACCAAGGCGGUGACGGAGGCUCUGCUCUCGCUGCAGCUGGUUUAUCCUCGCAGGAACCUCCCAGCGGAGAAGUGGCGCAACGCUCAGCUCCUCAGCCUCCUCGGCACUCCAGCCAAUCUGCUCAGCCCCGCCUCUUGUGACACGAUGGCGUGUGAAUAUUUGCCGAUGGAUGUGAUGGAGCGCUGGAUCAUCUUGGGGUUCCUGCUGUGCCACAACAGUCUGAACACAAACACUGCGUCUCAGGAUCUGUGGAAAAUGGGUUUGCGCAGCGGCCUGUACGUCACACUGACCAGAGACGAGGUCAUUAAUGUACACAAACUCUCGGAGGAGCACUUCGACGGAAUGAAAGGGUACAGUAAACGUGUUGCUGACAUUAAAGAGUGUAAAGAACACACCAUCAUAAACUGUGGUGGAGUGCACAGAGAGAAACGCCACUUCCUGAGGAGCGCCCUAAAAGAGCUAACUAAAGUUUUAGAGGAUGAACCAGCUCUGCUCGGACCGAAGGCGUUGUAUGUGUUCAUGGCCUUGUCAUUCUCUCGUGAUGAAGUGCUCUGGCUGGUGCGUCACUCGGAGAACAUCCCCAAAACCAAAACCCCAGAAGAUUAUUCUGACCCGCACAUGGCGGAGCUUCUGUUCUACAUGGAGAGACUGAGAGCUCUGCUGAGUCGAUACAGCUACAUUCUUCAGCGCUACCACCUCCAGUACUUAUCUCAGUUUGAUGCUCUCAUACUCAAUGACACCAUACAGAGCAUCUACGUCUGUCCUGAAGAGGAAUCAGUGCUCAUGACCUCUUUCGUCUCAGCUCUGUCUGCACUGACACUCAAACAGCUGGACAGUGGCGAGGAGUUUGAUCUGAGGGCUCUCAGACUGGACUGGUUAAGAUUGCAGGCGUACACCUCUGUAGGUAAAGCCACUCUGGCUUUGAAGGAUUUUCCCGACCUUGCCAAGAUCAUGAACCUGAUUCAGUUCCACACCAAGAUGAUGGACAACAUGGACGAGCUUCUCCAGGAGACGGCUGAGCUCUCCAUUCUGUGUUUUUACCCGCGCGUGUUUGAGAAAAUGUUCUCUCAGAGCAGUGAAGAUUCCUCCAUGCAGCGUUAUCUGAUGGCCUUCCCGACGGUCUGCGCUCACUUCAGCCAGAGCACUCACCACAUGUGUCCAGAAGAGAUGGAGCUGAUGGAGAAACAGUCUCUGAAGCUGUGUGUGAAGUUUCUGGAGGAGAUCGCUCAGCACACCUGCUCAGUGGUUCUGGAGAUCUCAGCGGAGCAGAGUAACCUUCAUGAACAGUUGUUGCCGAAACAUUGUGCUGAAACCAUCAGCGCUGCCCGCAACAAAAAGAUGAAGAAGCCGGUUCCUAAAAAAGGAGAAGUGCCGAAAGAGAAACCCGGAACUGAGAGCCACAGGAAGGACCGAGUUGUGGUCACCAAUAUGGAUAAGAUGCAUCUGACGCUCACUGAGCUCUGCACUUCAUACAGUAUGUGCUCCGAUUUUACCGUCUUCAAACACAUCAUUGUUCCCUCUGAGUUCCUGAUCUCACAGCUAGAACAGCGACUCAGCAAGAUUUUCGUGCGAAUGGCUAAUUAUAACCCAAACACUCAGGACAUCUUGCGACCCUCAGAGCUCCUGUCUGGAGUCCAUGCCUACAUCACCAGCCUGAACACGCUCAGCCGCUACAUUAACGUGGACAUUCCCCGACUGGUGAGGAACGUCCUGCUGCAGCAGACCCAGCCACUGGACUCACAGGGAGUGCAGACCAUCACCACGCUCUACACCAACUGGUAUCUGGAGGGUUUGUUGCGUCAGGCAAGCAGCGGCCUCAUCGCUCACUGUCCCACCAUGCACUGUUUUAUCAAUCAGAGUGUGGAGAACGAGCAGAACUUUAAAGCAGAAGAAUUCUCAGAUAUCUGCGAGCUGCGAGCUCUGGCUGAGCUGAUCGGACCAUAUGGGCUCAAGUUUCUUGGUGAGAACCUGAUGUGGCACAUAACCUCUCAGGUUGGAGAGCUGAAGAAACUUGUCUUUGAGAAUAUGGAUGUUCUGGUGCAGAUGAAGGCUAAUUUUGAUAAACCUGAGAUGAUGAGCAGCCUUCAGAAGAGACUGACAGGCUGUGAGAACGUGCUGAAGAGAAUGACCAUCAUUGGGGUGAUCUUGUCUUUUCGGACGAUGACCCAGGAAGCUCUGGAAGAGGUCUUGCAGAAGCACUGCCCCUUCCUGAUGGGACCCAUUGAAUCCCUCAGGAACUACAUGGCAACUGACUCAGACAUCAAGGUUGCGAUCAGUGUUUAUGAGCUGGCGUCUGCGACUGGUUUGCGCUGUGAUAUUGAUCCUGCUCUGGUCUCAGCGAUUGCUAACCUGCGCACGGAUAAUUCAUCCACUGAGGAGGAAUAUAAGAUCUCCUGCCUGCUGCUGGUCUACAUCGCUGUGUCUCUGCCCACCUUAGCUGUGGAUCCCGCCACGUUCUACAGCCGAGAACACGGAGGUCACCAAAAUAACGUCCACUGUCUGGCCACUGCAAUAAACCAUCUAUCAGCUGCCAUGUUUACUGUACAGAACAAGAACAUCGAGCAGCAUCUCAAAGAGUUUCUGCAGGUGGCGUCAUCCACUCUGCUGCAGUUGGGGCAGAACGUGGAUAAAGUGGAAAUAAAGAACAGAGAUUCUGUUUAUCUUCUCCUGGACAUGAUUGUGGAGGAGUCGCCGUUUUUAAGUCAGGACAUUCUAGAGAGCUGUUUUCCAUACGUUCUGCUGCGUAACGCUUACAGGGAGGUGCACAGGACCUUCAUCCAAACCAUGGGUUAAAAUACUGACCUUUACAAUAACACAGUGUUCAUUUAUUUCUGCUGGAUAUUUAAUAAAUGCUUUACAAUCAGGUUUGAAUAUUUAUAUAAUGACUAACAAUCUGUAGUUUUAAAGCUAAUUAUUUGAGAGUUUUAUGUUUUAAUCAGUGAUGAUUCAGUCGGUACACACUGCUGAAUAAAGAGCUGAUUGUGUUAUUGAUCUUCAUUGGUGUGAUUUAAUAAUCUGAUAAGCAAUAAUGUCUCUCUGUACUCAUUUAUAUGUUUAUUUAACACUCUGAAUCUGUGCCAAGUGGAUCUGCUACACCUUCUGCUGUAGUUAGUUCAGCUCUGCCUUUACAGAGAGAAAUAAUUAAAAGAAUGCAGCACAUUAGUGAGUUUAUUUACUGAGAUUAUGUACUAUUUUUCGAGUGUAUGUAUUCAGAAUUAAACUACAUAACAGA